This is a messenger RNA of Drosophila grimshawi, 353 nucleotides long. RefSeq names its product DNA-directed RNA polymerase III subunit RPC10 (gene Polr3K). Lineage: Eukaryota; Metazoa; Arthropoda; Insecta; Diptera; Drosophilidae. The transcript has 2 exons. The record is from RefSeq and is a predicted model, not a curated record. Bases 27 to 353 code for a protein of 108 amino acids. Gene Ontology annotation, molecular function: DNA-directed RNA polymerase activity; zinc ion binding; nucleic acid binding. Gene Ontology annotation, biological process: DNA-templated transcription; termination of RNA polymerase III transcription. Gene Ontology annotation, cellular component: RNA polymerase III complex.
UUCUCAAAACGUGCGCGCAUUUCGCAAUGUUGUUUUUCUGUCCGUCGUGCGGCAACAUAUUAAUUAUUGAAGAGGACACUUCCAGCCACAGGUUCACGUGCCACACGUGCCCAUUCAUAUCGAAGAUCAAGCGCAAGAUAACAACGAAAACCUUUCCGCGACUCAAGGAGGUGGAUCACGUUCUCGGCGGUAUUGCUGCUUGGGAGAACGUGGACUCAACGGACGCCGAGUGUCCAGCGUGCUCACACAAGCGUGCCUACUUCAUGCAGAUCCAAACACGCUCAGCGGAUGAGCCGAUGACCACAUUCUACAAGUGCUGCAAUCACCAGUGCGGAAACACUUGGCGCGAUUAG